AUGAGCACAAUCGGCAACACGAACACUCCCAAGGCUGCUGCCUCGAGUCAGGCACCAGCUCCUGUCACCAUCAAGACUCCUACUGGCAACCAAUGGCAAGUGCCUUCUGGCAUUUUCAUCAACAAUGCUUUUCACCCCUCUGCCUCUGGCAAGACGUUCGACUCGAUCAACCCAGCCACGGGAGAAAAGCUGUGCACGCUCUCACUCGGCGGCGCUGCUGACAUCGAAGCUGCCGUCAAAGCGGCGCGAACAGCUUUCAACACGGUGUGGGGCAAAAAAUCAACACCAACACAGCGCUCUCGACUUCUGCUCAAUUUUGCAGAUCUGGUGGACAAGCAUCUGGACGAGCUGGCCGAGCUCGAGAGCAUGGACAAUGGCAAGCCUCUGUGGAUGGCCAACAGCUUCGAUGUUCCGGAUUCGGCGGGCUGUUUGCGCUACUAUGGCGGUCUGGCCGACAAAAUUGAAGGCAAGACGAUUGAACAGACCGAGGGCGAGAAGAUUGCCUACACUCGCAUUGAGCCUCUCGGUAUCUGCGGACAGAUCAUUCCCUGGAACUACCCGAUUCAGAUGGCGGCCUGGAAGCUCGGCCCUGCGCUCGCUGCAGGAAACUGUGUCAUCCUCAAGCCUGCUGAACAGACGCCUGUGACAGCACUCAAGCUUGCCCAGCUCUCAGUUGAAGCAGGGUACCCACCUGGGGUCAUCUCGGUCGUCAACGGCUAUGGAGCCGAAGCCGGCGAGGCUAUUUCAAGGCACAUGGAUAUUCAAAAGGUCGCCUUCACUGGCUCCACUGCUACAGGUAGGCGGAUCAUGAAGGCGGCAGCCGAGAGCAACAUGAAGAAAGUCACACUCGAACUUGGCGGAAAGUCGCCUGUGGUGGUGUUCGACAGCGCUGAUAUCGAGCAAGCCGUUCGCUGGGUGUGCAUGGGUAUCCUCUUCAAUCAAGGACAGGACUGCACUGCAGGCUCUCGUCUUUUUGUUCAGGACAAGGUCUACGACAACUUUAUGCAGCAACUCAUCACGGCUUUCCAGGCUCACAAGGUGGGCGAUCCGUUCCACGAACUCACAUUCCAAGGACCGCAGGUGAGCAAAAUACAGCAGGACAAGAUUCUCGACAUGAUCGAGUCGGGCAAGCGUCAGGGCGCCAAGGUCGAAGUCGGAGGCAAGGCGUGGAGCAGUCCGGAGGCGAGGUUCAAGAAGGGCUUCUUCAUUGAGCCUACGAUCUUUUCAGGAUGUCGCAAGGGUAUGCGCAUUGUAGACGAAGAAAUCUUUGGUCCUGUUCUGGCGGUAGCCAAUUUCAGCACAGAGGAGGAGGCAAUUCGACUUGCCAAUGAGACCGAGUACGGUCUAGGAGCUGGAGUCUUUUCCGAAAACGCAAGCCAAAUCCAGCGAAUGGUCUCGGCGAUCGAUGCGGGCACCGUCUGGGUCAACAACUAUGUCGCACUGAGCAACUCUGUUCCAUUUGGAGGUAUGAAGGCGAGUGGAUUCGGACGAGAGUUGGGAGUUGAUGCUAUCAAGGCUUACUGCGAUGUCAAGGCGAUUCACUGGAACUAUGGCGAAAAGCUUGACUGGCCACUACCCAAGCUUUGA
Ustilago hordei is the source of this 1587-nucleotide messenger RNA. RefSeq names its product putative aldehyde dehydrogenase. The record is from RefSeq and is a predicted model, not a curated record. NCBI's taxonomy places the organism in Eukaryota, Fungi, Basidiomycota, Ustilaginomycetes, Ustilaginales, Ustilaginaceae. Gene Ontology annotation, molecular function: aldehyde dehydrogenase (NAD+) activity. The coding region runs from base 1 to 1587 and encodes 528 amino acids. The transcript has a single exon.